AUGGCUUCCGAUGCUAUAUGCGCGUUCCCAGGAGUAGUGACGGCAUUGCUGGACAAACUGCAGAUAGAGCCGGAUCCUCUUGUGGAAACCCACCGAUAUUUGGGAGCAUUUGCUCUCAAUAAGGAAUCUGACGGCUUGAAAAUGGUCUACAAAAUCUAUGUCAGUGAGGCGGCUGAGCUGUGGAAAAAGCCGGAAACGCUGUCGUGGUUAGAACACGUUACAAGGGAGUGUGCUCAGAAUGAAAAUUACCAGAAGGAGAUGGAUACCUGGAAGGAAAAGUAUGUCUGGCAAGUAAAUGAAGUAAUGUAG
Molecule: messenger RNA, 309 nt
Organism: Cooperia oncophora
Lineage: Eukaryota; Metazoa; Nematoda; Chromadorea; Rhabditida; Trichostrongylidae
Source: the annotation of a GenBank genome assembly